ACUGUUACAAUGAAAUUUGAAAAAAUCACUCGUUGCAUCAAACUUACAGGCUGGGGACAUUCUACCUAUGACUUCCCAGUGUACAAUUUGCCACAAAUAUCGGCUAGUGGCAUGUGGACACCUCAGCCAACUUGGCUUGGAAUCAACUUAUAAUACAAUAGUUUUGAUUUGAAAUGUCCCCCUUUCCAAUUCUGUGAUUACUUAAUCAGUUGACUGCUGCAAAUUUGAAGCAUCUUAAUUGAUUAGUUAUUCAAAGUCCACGCAUACUCCUUACUUAUCAAGUACUAUAUGACCAAAUCAUUCACAUAGCAUAAGAAAGGACCUCAUUUAUCUUCUUCCUACUCAGACUCCAAAGCUUCAGAUACAAUGGGAAGAGUUGAUUCCUCUAAUGAAGUUGAAACUCCUCAGCCAGUCGGCGGUGUGCCAGCUACCUCAUACCAAGGAGUAUAUACACCAACACUAACAGGAACUCCAUGGAGCACUGGCUUAUUUGAUUGUCAUAUGGACCAAACUAAUGCUACCAUGACAUCGUUUUUACCGUGUGUGACGUUCGGACAGAUAGCUGAAGUUCAAGAUGCAGGAGAAAUGACUUGUCCAUUGGGGUCUUUUAUGUACCUUUUGAUGAUUCCUGCUUUUUGCUCUCAAUGGAUCUUGGGUUCCAAGUACAGAACAAAGCUGAGGCAGAGGUACAAUCUAGUGGAAGCUCCCUAUUCAGAUGUAGUUUCUCACAUCUUUUGUCCAUUUUGUUCACUUUGUCAAGAGUUCAGAGAGCUUCGUAUUAGAGGACUUGAUCCAGCUCUAGGUUGGAAUGGCAUAGUUGCUCAGCAGCAGUAUGGAAACCAGCAAAUGAAUCAAGCUCCCUCAGUACAAUCCAUGUACAAGUAAAUUGAAGAGUACUGAUUUGUGUUAUUGUUUAAAUUAAGGUUGUAAGUUUUAGUUUUUACCAAAUCCUGUUGAAGUUUAUAUCCUUUAAUUCAAGCACCUGGUUGGAAUAUUGUUCCAUUUCAAUUGCAUAAUUGAAUUUACUGAAAGAAAUGCUCUACGCCCUGUUAGUUUUUUUUUUGUUCUUACAAACAAGCACUGUUAAAUGUUGUUCUCUUGCUAUCUUACAUGGUGAAUCUUAUUGUAAGGAAAUAAUAAAAAAUCCCACCAAAUUUGCCCAGCUUAGCUGGAGAGAUCUAGCCCUAUUUUAAAAAAUGCUAAUUCGGUUCGGAUAGAGUUCUUUCAAGAAUGUCACUGCCCCAGAAAUCAAUAAGAAAGAAAGUGUGAAAAUUGCAUAAAUUUUUCAUUUUGCUUCCCCUCAUGCUUUUCAUUACUUGUUCAGAUUUUGCUUUUAUCUUCAUUUUCUCCAAUUCUUAUUUGGAUAAGUAACACAUAUCUAAAUUUAAAAUGAGUAAUUUGGUUUUAAUUAAUCAAAACAAUGCAAGGUAUUAAAACAUUUUUGACAUACUUACUGAAGUUAACAUGGAUUAAAUUCAACAAUUCGUGCAACUUUCCAAUUCCGAAAAGGGUGAAAUGGAAAUGGAAAGAUCUAAGUAUUUUUUAAUUAAAAUAAAUAAAUAAAAGGAAAAGAUUCAAAUACAUACUACCAGUUAACCGUACCACUUCAUAAUCGGUCGACGUGCAAAAAUUUUCCGAUCACCAGACCGGCGGCGAUAUUGAAUUCAGAGAGAGAGAGACGUGAAAGGCAAACAGAAGAGAGCCGGCCGGCAUUUCAAUGGAUGUGCAUAAAAACAUGAGCUCAUUUAAGUUAAUCACCUAUAAACCCUACCUUUCGGGUUUUCUCUUCUGGUAAGUUAAUAUUGUUCUUCAUCCAACCUUGUAAAAUUUCAAUAAUUCUCAUUCUCUGUAUUUUUAUAUGCGAUAGCCCAAUCAAAAUGUGAUUCGGCGUUGUUGAGAUUGACAAAUGGUUGCAAUUUGAAUUUUGUUAAAUCGCGUAUGACAUUUAGCUUAUCAAUAACGAAGAUUUUG
Messenger RNA from Solanum dulcamara, 1971 nucleotides. RefSeq names its product protein PLANT CADMIUM RESISTANCE 8-like. The transcript is spliced from 4 exons. The record is from RefSeq and is a predicted model, not a curated record. The coding region runs from base 367 to 885 and encodes 172 amino acids. Lineage: Eukaryota; Viridiplantae; Streptophyta; Magnoliopsida; Solanales; Solanaceae.